GAACGAUAGAUAAAUAAUUAGACGAGGGAGAAGAGAAAGAAGGAAUUGGAAUUAGAAUUGUAAAAAGGAAAGGGGAAGGAAGCAAGGCAAGGAAGGAGAGUGGAUCGAUUCCUCAGCAGCACCAGACAUUUAUAAAAGCUCUUUCCCUUCCCUCAAAUCGCUCAUACUCUUCCAAUCUUUUUUUUUUUUUUUUUUUACCUUUCUCCCUCGCUCAAUAAUACAAAACAAAAAAGAAGAAGAAGAAGGUUUUCGCGAUGGCAUCGAAACGGAUCUUGAAGGAACUCAAGGAUCUCCAGAAGGAUCCUCCUACCUCUUGCAGCGCCGGUCCUGUUGCUGAAGACAUGUUUCACUGGCAAGCAACAAUUAUGGGUCCUCCAGACAGUCCUUAUGCUGGAGGUGUUUUCCUAGUCACUAUUCAUUUCCCUCCAGAUUAUCCCUUCAAGCCACCCAAGGUUGCAUUCAGGACAAAGGUAUUUCACCCAAAUAUAAAUAGCAAUGGAAGCAUUUGCCUUGACAUAUUGAAGGAGCAGUGGAGCCCUGCACUAACUAUUUCAAAGGUGUUGCUCUCGAUUUGUUCCCUGUUGACGGACCCUAAUCCUGAUGAUCCUUUGGUCCCCGAAAUCGCCCACAUGUACAAGACAGACAGAAACAAGUACGAGUCAACUGCCAGAAGCUGGACCCAGAAAUAUGCCAUGGGUUAAGUGACCUGUGGUAUGUGUGAGGAAGAGCAUUUCUACUCCCAGUGUUUAGGCCUCUCAGCCCUUGUAUGAAUAUUUGUCGUUUUUAAUAAGGCCCCUCCAGUUGAAGAUUAAUGGAGCAAAACGUUUCUCCUGUUGUUUGUACUGCAAAUGUUAAUUUAGAACAGUGAAAUGUUGCCCCCAAUCAAAUAUGCUCAAAUUUUUAACCGUUCUAUUAGUGCCAUUAUUUCAUGUUUAAUUU
Glycine soja is the source of this 939-nucleotide messenger RNA. RefSeq names its product ubiquitin-conjugating enzyme E2 10. Lineage: Eukaryota; Viridiplantae; Streptophyta; Magnoliopsida; Fabales; Fabaceae. The record is from RefSeq and is a predicted model, not a curated record. The transcript has 5 exons. Gene Ontology annotation, biological process: protein polyubiquitination. Gene Ontology annotation, molecular function: ubiquitin conjugating enzyme activity. Gene Ontology annotation, cellular component: nucleus. The coding region runs from base 255 to 701 and encodes 148 amino acids.